AUGGCCAGUGUGAUCAUCGGCGCUGUCUUUCCUGACACGGUGCAUCGUUACGUUCCGUCGAUGCCGGUUGUUCCUUGUGACUCGGUGUCGAAAGAGCACGUUGAACGAGACGUUCCUGCUUCUCCUCUGUGGACCAGUGCUAAGGCACUUGUUACUAGAGCCCUGUCCCGAAAGGAAAUGUUUGAGAAUCCUCGCGCGUUGCGUGCGGUUCAAGCAGAAGGCGACAAAGUCAGGUCCAGGGGGGUAUGGGACGACGAGUCAGCUGAAGAACCGGAGACCGUCUGUCGUCGUGCUAAAGCAGCCGGUGAGCGCAUACACAUUGCGGAAGCAAUGACGAUCGCUGGUGUGAAGAAUGCUGAAAUGGAGGAAGACAAACACGUCUACAAGGGCAGAGUGGUCUAUCGUGGAGACGCCAAGGAUGAACAAGGGUUGCCGGCGUUGUUUCGUGAGUUGCACUCGCUCCCGACAAACAUGCAGGCAAUAAACUUGACUCUCUUCCUCGGCUUGUGUUCGGGCUUUCUCGUGCAGGCUGCAGAUGCUUGCCAAGCUUUUCUGCAGGCUCCACUGCGUUCUCCGGUUCCCACAUACGUCGUGUUGCCUUCCGAGUUAUGGCUUCCUCAGUGGAGGGGUCGGUUCAAAAGAGUCGCUGUCAAACUCAAACGGGCACUCUACGGCCACCCAGAAGCUCCAGCUGAGUGGCAAGCCUACCUUGAGAAUGUCCUGAAGACAGCCGAGGGCCUGAAGAGCUUCUGGUCGCAGUUGCGUAAGCACAUAGAUCUUGACGAAGUGACUUCUGUGGAGAGGUUUCUGGGUCGCUACCACUUGUUUUCAGAAGACGGAACAACGGUGUACAUGCAGAUGUCUGCAUACGCACAGCAGGCAAUCGAUCUGUACCUCUCUCUGCCCGGGGCUGUGCCUUUGAAGUCGGCAACCACGCCUUACGUAGCUGAGGGAAGCCUUCCUCUUGAAGACUUUGAAGUGAGAGGAGCUCUGGCCGAUUCCUCUGCAAAAAUAUUGAUGAAGCUACUUUGGCUCUCGCGGUUAUGUCGACCAGAUUUGGCACAUGUCAUUUCAAUGCUUGCGGUGCAGUCCAACACGUGGAGUCGUAAUGCAGACAAGCAGGUGCAUCGCUUGCUUUGCUAUCUGCAGAGCACAGCUGACUACUCUCUGAGAGGAAUCGUGAGGGACCCACUGCACAGCUGCUGGAUUGAUCUGUAUUGCGACGCAGACUUGGGCGGUUGCAUCCACACGGCCUUUGGCUUCAAGUGA
This is a messenger RNA of Symbiodinium sp. CCMP2592, 1269 nucleotides long. The record is from the annotation of a GenBank genome assembly. Lineage: Eukaryota; Dinophyceae; Suessiales; Symbiodiniaceae.